Molecule: messenger RNA, 1790 nt
Organism: Salpingoeca rosetta
Lineage: Eukaryota; Choanoflagellata; Craspedida; Salpingoecidae
Exons: 8
Coding region: 294-1790 (498 amino acids)
Source: RefSeq, a predicted model, not a curated record
CAAGUACCUUUCUACAAUCCAAACAAACCAAACCACGAUGAAGACAACUCAACUUUGGGCCCGUUCACAGCGAGUAAUUGUGGGUAGUUUUGGGUCGAAUACUGCGUUCACGGCCACGCAAUGUGGAGUAAUUGGUUGAUCCGACGUAUUUGCAAAUUACCAUCCCCCGACUUGUGAAAGGGUGGUAAUUUGGGGUAAUGGCGCCGACGGUUGUGCGAAGUCCGGUAACGGUCAGUCGAACCUGUUGCACCGAUCGAGCCAACUGAGGACGGUAACUGUCACCUUCCCCCAAUAUGAGCGUGUUUGGAGAGGGUACAGCCACGAGUACCCACGCCUUUGCUCGUCUACUCGUCUACGUCGCUGCACAGUACAAGCCACGACGGUCGUGGGAGCAGCGCACGUUUCCGAGGCGCGAGAAGGACAUCUUUGGCUUGCCAAAUGAGACGUUUCGCCAGAACUUCCGUGUCACCAAGGAUCAGUUCUGGGAGUUGCUUGAUAUCAUUUCUCCGCACCUCCCCAAACGCCCUGGGACUGACGUGCCCGAUCGCGUCGUCCUUGUCGGCCUGCUGUGGAUGUUUGCUCACGGCUGCUCUCUUCAGGCUGUGCAGUUCUCAAUUGGGAUCAGCAAGUCCAUGUGCAGUACGCACUUCCCCGCGUUCGCCAAGGCGAUCAUCGAUGGACUCGACAACAUCUCGUUUCCAACUGGGGAAGAGCUGAAGGAGGAACAGCGGCGAUGGGCUCAGGAUGACUUCCUCGAGGGCUGUGUCACGGCUGCCGAUGGCGUGCACAUCAGAUACACCCCAACGACGAAUGGCCACGAGGAGCGUUGGCGAAACAGAAAGGGCUUCAAGUCCCAGAACGUCCUUGUUUGCGCCUCGUUUGACAGACAGAUACAGCACGUCGUCGUUGGCUGUGAGGGCAGUUGCCACGACGCGAGUGUCGUGGCAACUGCUGACCUCACCUCCAAGCUGCCUGAAGGGAGCUUCGGACUAUUCGACGCUGCCAUGCGCCUGACCCAUAAACGAUGGCUGACGCCCAUUCGUGGAGUCACCUAUCACCUGGACACGUUCAAGUCCCGGGGAGGACCGCAGUCGGAUGAGGAAAUAUUCAACUACAUGCACGCUCGUAGGCGUUCCCGUGUGGAGGCCUGUUUCGGGAUCCUGAAAUCAAGAUUCAGGAUCCUGUAUACAGGAUUCUCCUCCUGCGAGGAUACAGCGCGGCUGUACAUUGUCGCGUGUUGCGCAUUGCAUAACUUUCUACUUCGCCAGAAAGACGACGGAGCGGACUUUGUUGAACAGCUGUAUCAGGAUGAGACGCAAGCAAAGGAGGCACGCAAGCGCCACCGCAGGGAGAGGUUGUCAAAGGCUCAACAGGAAGCGGGUUGUGGUGACGACGGUGACGAUGAUGAUGACGACGACGACGACGAUGAUGAUGACGACGACGACGAUGAUGAUGAUGAUGAUGAUGAUGAUGAUGACGACGACGACGACGAAUCGCACAGCAGCGCGGCGAAUGGCAGCAGCAGAAGCCGAGGCAAGGAGACCUCAGCCAAGGUUGCCCGACGGCGCGCGUUGAAGUGGCAAGACGACCUCAAGAAAAAGGCCGUGCAGAACUACCGCGAGAGACAAGAGGAACCCGAGGCACAACGACCAUACCGUUUCAGGGUCAGGCGCUCAUUGCUUCCAUUCAUGCUUGCCAUCGCGGCGCAACGACGGCCACAACAACAGCAACCGAGACAACAAGCGGGGAACCACGCCGCCAAACGCCCACACACCUUGCAGCUGUCGUGA